UCUUCAAUUUAUAGAAUUGGCUUAAACAAGCUCCUACCCAGACAAGCUUUACAAUGGCCCAAACAAGCUACGCUUACCCUCCCACACAAGUGGCGAAUCCCGUCGCCGUCGUCGGCCCUCAUUUCCUUGCUCCUUAUCCGGUAGAUCUAAUCAUCGUCAAGAAACUGCUCUCUCUUUCAGAUGGAAACUUCGCCGUCACCGAUGUCAACGGUAACGUCAUGUUCAAAGUCAAAGGCAAGCAUAUAAGCCUUCGUGAUCGCCGAGUUUUGCUCGACGCCGCUGGUAAUCCGAUUCUAUCGUUCCAGAAAAAGCUGCUGAGUGUUCACAAUAGGUGGGUGGUGUUUAGGGGAGAUAGCUCAGACACAAAAGACCUGAUCUUCAGUGCCAAACAAUCUUCAUUGAUCCAAUUCAAGACUUCACUUGAUGUGUUCUUGGGGUAUAAUGAAAAGGAAGAUGCUUUUGACUUCAAAGUUAAAGGCAGCUGGUUUGACAGAUCAUGCACCAUUUAUGCUCGAGAUGGCACCACCAUUGUUGCCCAGAUGCACAAGAAGCACACCGUCCAAAGCAUUGCACUCGGAAAAGACACGUUUGCGGUGACAGUGUAUCCUAAUGUCGACUAUGCUUUCAUUGUUGCGCUUGUCGUGAUCCUCCAUGAAAUCAACGAAGAGAAAAAUGAUGCCGACUAAAUUUUCCCUAAUAUUUAUUGUACCUAUGAACAACCUCUAUAUAGAUCAGCCAAUAUAUACCCGUAUUGUAUAAGCUGUAGCAUGCAUUUUUGUAAUAGUAAUAAUAUUGUUUUGAUAAUCAUA
Cynara cardunculus var. scolymus (artichoke) is the source of this 809-nucleotide messenger RNA. RefSeq names its product protein LURP-one-related 15-like. NCBI's taxonomy places the organism in Eukaryota, Viridiplantae, Streptophyta, Magnoliopsida, Asterales, Asteraceae. The transcript is spliced from 3 exons. The coding region runs from base 54 to 686 and encodes 210 amino acids. The record is from RefSeq and is a predicted model, not a curated record.